Molecule: messenger RNA, 564 nt
Organism: Mercenaria mercenaria
Lineage: Eukaryota; Metazoa; Mollusca; Bivalvia; Venerida; Veneridae
Exons: 1
Coding region: 1-564 (187 amino acids)
Source: RefSeq, a predicted model, not a curated record
AUGCAGGAUAAUACACGAGGUGCAAGUAAUGAAGGAUGGAAACGUCGCAGAACUCAUAUUGCCGAAAGCAAAUCCUGUGAACUCAUUGGAAGAUUACAUCUGGAUUUAUUCCUUCAAGAGAAAAACCUCCCCAUUGGAAUUGAAAUAUGCCUCAAGUUGAACAGAGCCUCCAACAACUUCUGUCUCAUGGGCACCGCCGAAGGAAAAGUUGAUAUUCAACAAGUGGCAUUCAACGUGAGAACGGUUGAAUUACUUCCUGUGGUGGCCAACGAUUUGAAUCAGCAUUACAUGAAGAUCCCGAUACGACGCGCAGUAGUGAAAACAUUUACGAUCCCCGAUGGACAGAGAUCUAAAAUUGAUGAUCACUUGUUUCUUGGACAACUUUCAAAACGACUCGUCAUUGGUAUGGUGAGAAAUGCAGAUACGAAUGGAGCCCCCGGCACCAAUCCAUUUGAUUUCAGACAUUUCCAUUUGUCUAAACUAGAAGUCAGUCUCGACGGGAAAAACCUUCACAACAAAGCCUUCCAACCAGAUUUUGAAAAUGGAGAAUGUAUGCGAUCCUAG